GCCGCCCGCGGCGCGGCCGGGGCGGCGUCGGCCGCCGCCGAGGCCACCCGCGGGCCCGCCCCGCCUCCGAGCGCGGGCGCAGGGCGGGCCCUCGGCGGCGCGAGCGGCGACCUGCCGCAGGAGGAGCUGAGGCGGAGGCGUGCCGAGGCGCUGGAGCGGCUGUGCCAGCCGUCGGCGCCGCUGCGCACGGCCGGCGGCGGGGAGGGCGCCGCCGCGCCCGUCGGCGCUGCGGCUGCCGGCGAGGAGCGCAGCGGGGCGCCCGCCGCCGGGCCGGGCGCGGGCAAGGCCCUGGGCGGCGCCUGCGCGCCCGGCGGCGAGGGCGGCAACCUGUCGCAGGAAGAGCUGAGGCAGAAGCGGGCCGAGGCCAUGGAGCGGCGCCUGCUGCGCCACCUGUCGAACAAAUAG
Molecule: messenger RNA, 405 nt
Organism: Prorocentrum cordatum
Lineage: Eukaryota; Dinophyceae; Prorocentrales; Prorocentraceae
Source: the annotation of a GenBank genome assembly